AUGGCACAGGAACCGUUUCUGUUAAGAUGGGGAAUAAUGGCCACCGGCGCCAUGUCUGAGUAUUUCUGCAAAGACCUCUUGACAAACCCAGAUACCCGCGGCGUGACUGACGUUCAACAUGCCAUCACAGCAGUCUCGUCCUCUAAAGACCACCUCAAAGCUGUCGAAUUCCUCGCCCGCAUCGGCCACCCUUUGACUGCUGGGGUUUCUACAUAUGGAUCCUAUGCAGCACUUGUACAGGAUCAAAGUGUUGACAUCAUUUACAUCGCCACCCCACAUAGUCACCAUUUCCAGAACGCGAUGCUAGCUCUUCAGGCAGGAAAGAGCGUUCUUUGCGAGAAGGCCCUUACUGUAACUGCUGCCCAGACCCGACGACUGUAUGAAACUGCGAGAGGGAAAAAGCUCUUCUUUUUGGAGGGUGUGUGGACGAGAUUCUUCCCGCUAAGCAUGAAGAUACGACGGCUCGUCAGCUGCGGAACUAUCGGCCAGGUUUACCGUGUUACUGCGGACUUGUCUCGCGCGAACAGUAGUGGAGAUAUCGGAAGCAAGAGACUCGAUUAUGAAGAUUCGCAUCGUAUGGUCAACCCUGACUUGGCUGGCGGCGUCCUGCUGGGACUUGGCAUCUACCCGCUGACCUGGGUUUUCCAAAUUCUCUUUCAUCUUCAACCGGAGGACAAGAAAGAACAACCACAGGUACUAUCUGCUGUUCAAAAAUAUUCCACGGGAGUUGAUGAGUCGACCACAAUUAUCCUCAACUUUCCAAAGCAUGGCACAAUGGGCAUAGCCACAUCAUCGCUUCGGGUUGCGACAGAUCCUGGCAAUUCCAACACACCAGCGAUACGAAUCCAGGGCUCGUAUGGCGAGAUACAAGUGGACCAUCCAGCGUAUAAGCCUCAAUCCUUCAAGAUAAUUCUACGUCGGAAGAAGGAGCUGUCGAAAAGCGAGAGGAAUUGGGGAAAUGGUACAUUUUGGGAGGCAGACGAGGCUGCACGUUGUAUAAGGGACGGGCAAUUGGAAAGUGAUAUUAUGCCGUGGUCCGAGAGUAUACUAAUCAUGGAAACUAUGGAUAAGGUGUUAAAGGAUGCCGGAAUCUUCUAUCCCGAGUUGAUCGCUACACACGAGUUUGACCCUCUUAGUCCGCUCAAUAUUGGGGGUUGA
This is a messenger RNA of Colletotrichum godetiae, 1158 nucleotides long. RefSeq lists its product as uncharacterized. Gene Ontology annotation, molecular function: nucleotide binding. The record is from RefSeq and is a predicted model, not a curated record. Lineage: Eukaryota; Fungi; Ascomycota; Sordariomycetes; Glomerellales; Glomerellaceae. Bases 1 to 1158 code for a protein of 385 amino acids. The transcript is spliced from 3 exons.